Messenger RNA from Parastagonospora nodorum SN15, 696 nucleotides. RefSeq lists its product as hypothetical. NCBI's taxonomy places the organism in Eukaryota, Fungi, Ascomycota, Dothideomycetes, Pleosporales, Phaeosphaeriaceae. Gene Ontology annotation, molecular function: acetyltransferase activity. The record is from RefSeq and is a predicted model, not a curated record. The coding region runs from base 1 to 696 and encodes 231 amino acids. The transcript has 2 exons.
AUGGCAGCCACUACGAAGAAUACGGCAGAGAUCGAGAAAGCAAAGAAGCUUGACCAUGUACCCUGGUGUGAGGAGUACGAGAAGAUGAUCUCGGGCAUGCUCUACGACUCCCUAAACCCCGACCUCUGCGCCGCCCGCUUCCGCGCCCGCGCCUUUGCCCACCACUACAACACCUGGUUCCCGGACCCAACGACCACCACCCCCUCAACCGGCUUCGAGGUGCUAGCAUCCGAGCGCUUCAAACUCCUGAAAACCAUCAUCGGCCGCGUAGCCGACGACGAAAUCUUCAUCGAACCACCUUUCAACAUCGACUACGGCUGUAAUAUUUCCAUCGGCACGCGCUUCUACGCAAACUUCAAUCUCACUAUUCUCGACUGCAGUCUCGUGACGAUUGGGAAUCGGUGCAUGUUUGGCCCGAAUGUGAGUAUCUUUGCGGCGACGCAUGAAUCUGAGGUGCAGAGUCGGCGCGAUAAUGUCGAGUAUGGACGCCCCGUGGUGAUUGGGGAUGAUUGCUGGAUUGGUGGGAAUGUGGUGAUUUUGCCGGGCGUGACGAUUGGGAGGGGGUGUACAAUUGGCGCGAUGAGCGUUGUGAGUAGGGAUAUUCCGGAUUUCAGCGUGGCGAUGGGGCAGCCAGCGAAGGUGGUCAAGAAGGUAAAGGAGAUUCCGCGGGAGGAGGGGGAUGCAGUUGAGAAGUAG